CUCUCCACGGGUUGUCUCCCCCGCCACUCCAACUGUCUCUCUCUCUCUCUCUCUCUCUCUCUCUCCCGAGAAAACUGUGCAAAAAUGGAGACAACCAAUCUCACCUUUCCCGAUCACUUCCUCACUUCUCUUAAACACUCUCCAAUACACUAGAAACAUCUCACAAAACCCAAAAUGGCACUGCCCUCACUUCAACUAUUCCAUUGCUUGACGCCGCGGCCACCCAGUAAUGGUUGCAAAACGACAAUGGCUACGUUGUCGUCGGCCAGUGGGAAGACCGUGCUGAGGUUCUCUCCGGGGGUUUGGGGAUCGCCGGAGUUUGAUUCGUGCCGGUUGAGGGUGGUGGGUGGCGGAAAGUAUCGGACUUUGGCGGUGGUGAGUGAGGAGGGGACUGAGGUGGAGAAUGGUAGUGACGAGCAGGUUGAAGAGUUGGGACAAAAGGUUCCGGAGCGUGAUUUUACUGGGACUCCUUAUGUUCCUAUAUAUGUGAUGCUACCGUUGGGUGCCAUCAAUAUGAAUAGUGAGCUAGUUGAGCCAGAAGUUCUGAUGGAUCAACUGCGGGUACUGAAGUCUGUUGGUGUUGAUGGUGUUAUGGUUGAUUGCUGGUGGGGAAUAGUUGAGGCGCAUAAUCCACAGGCAUAUAAUUGGAGUGGCUACAAGAAACUCUUCCAGAUUGUGCGUGAUCUGAACCUUAAGUUACAGGUUGUUAUGUCAUUUCAUGAAUGUGGAGGCAAUGUUGGGGAUGAUGUACAUAUCCCACUUCCUCACUGGGUGACAGAAAUUGGUCAAAAAAAUCCUGAUAUAUAUUUUACUAAUAGAGAAGGGCAACGGAACAUGGAAUGCCUCACGUGGGGAAUUGAUAAGGAGCGUGUCUUAAGAGGCCGGACUGCUGUUGAGGUUUACUUCGAUUACAUGAGGAGCUUCAGGGUCGAAUUUGACGAAUUUUUUGCGGAAGGAAUAAUCUCAGAGAUUGAAGUUGGUUUAGGCCCUUGCGGAGAGUUACGGUAUCCUUCUUAUCCAGCACAGCAUGGUUGGAGAUAUCCCGGUAUUGGUGAAUUUCAGUGUUAUGAUCGGUACUUGAUGGAGAAUCUGAGAAAGGCUGCAGAAGCAAGGGGGCACUCCUUCUGGGCCAGAGCACCGGAUAAUGCUGGUUCUUACAAUUCCCAACCACAAGACACAGGGUUUUUCCGCGAUGGAGGUGAUUAUGAUAGCUACUAUGGCAGAUUCUUCCUUAAUUGGUAUUCCAAUGUUUUGGUGGACCAUGGUGAUCGUGUACUUUCUCUGGCCAAUUUAGCUUUCGAAGGCAGUUGCAUUGCUGCAAAGCUAUCAGGUAUUCAUUGGUGGUACAAGACUGCCAGCCAUGCCGCUGAAUUAACUGCUGGAUUUUAUAAUCCAUGCAAUCGUGAUGGGUAUGCUCCAAUUGCAGCGAUGUUUAGAAAGCAUGUGGCUGCCUUGAAUUUCACGUGUGUUGAAUUGCGCACAUCAAGCCAGCACGAGGACUUUCCAGAAGCAAUGGCAGACCCUGAGGGAUUAGUUUGGCAGGUGCUGAAUGCUGCAUGGGAUGCCAACAUUCCAGUUGCUAGUGAGAAUGCUCUUAAUUGCCAUGAUAGAGAAGGCUACAACAAGAUAUUGGAAAAUGCUAAACCACUGAAUGAUCCAGAUGGUAGGCAUUUGUCGGCAUUUACCUACCUCAGGUUAAGCCCAGUUCUCCUGGAGAGGCAUAACUUCAUGGAGUUUGAACGAUUUGUCAAGAAAAUGCAUGGAGAAGCUGCUCCAGAUCUCCAGAUUAAUUCAAAUGAAGAGCACACCGAGGACUCAUCUGCAAUUCUACAGUAGUUUAAUACUGAACUAUAGAAAUAAAUGAGUGUAUAGCAUUAUACAGGUUCGGUCACCAACUGAUCCAACCGUGUUAACUUGUUCCGGGAUCAGUUAAUAACCCCCAACCAAAUUUAGAUGAACUUAUUCAUUACAAAUGUCUGUAGCUUGCAGUGUUCAAUAAACAAAUAAUUGUACCGAGAAUUUAUUAAUUAUAUGAAAACAGAGAUGAGAAAUUAUCAGAA
Messenger RNA from Rosa chinensis, 2060 nucleotides. Its product is annotated as beta-amylase 2, chloroplastic. The transcript is spliced from 9 exons. The coding region runs from base 175 to 1836 and encodes 553 amino acids. NCBI's taxonomy places the organism in Eukaryota, Viridiplantae, Streptophyta, Magnoliopsida, Rosales, Rosaceae. Gene Ontology annotation, biological process: polysaccharide catabolic process. The record is from RefSeq and is a predicted model, not a curated record. Gene Ontology annotation, molecular function: beta-amylase activity.